GAUCCCGGAGCUCGCGCUGCUGCUAUCGGACAUUUAACUGAAGACAAGAUAAGAUUACAAAAUAGAACAGAUCUUGGAAGGGUGUAGGAUAACAAUGUGUUUGUUAUCGGUGUGCAAGGUUAACGAUUAGUUAAUUGAUCAGUGGCCAGUGGUGAGUUAGGACCGACAUGCGUGCGUCGGGGACCUUGUGGCUGGCAUUGCUGCUGGCAGGCAUAAAUGGAUCUGAUAUAGAACCCCAACUUUUCGAUGAAGGACAUUUUGUAGAAAUUACUGUGAUUACAUUUCCAAAUACGGCGUCAACAUGCUACCUUGUAACUCCAUCGAAUACCAACAUCGAUUUACUGGCAAGUGAAACACUUUCUGAUAAAUAUGAGUACCUUACUAAUAGUCUCUCUACGUGUAGAGUAAGAAUAAAUGAUCUAGAUGAAAAUGAUGAAGGGUUGUGGUCUCUGCAUGCUGGUAUACCAUCUGAAGAUGGCGAGGUGAACGAAUUAAUGGAACAAGUUCACGUAACAAUAAGAGGAAGCGAUGCGUCUAAGGAAACUGUUAACUCCGAAGAAACAGUUACUUCGGAAGAGAAUUCUAAACUAUCAGCAGAAGAGACUGCCACUUCAGAAGAGACUUCUGAAGAUCAUAAUGAUGCUUCAUCGGAAAAUUCGGAAGCAACGUCACAAGAAUCUUCAGAAGUUUCAAGUUCUGAAGAAGAAAAGGUUGUUGAAACACAAUGGCCGAGCGACUUACAAUUUAGAACGAGAACUGGGUUAGAUGUUGACAUAAACUUGCCAAGGACCAUGAAUUCUGAAACAUGUACAUUGACGAAACCAGAUGGUACGACCGUAGAUGUUGGAGACCAAAUAGCUGGAGUUACAGCACACAGCAGUUCCCACUACGUCUCGUGCAGGGUAGUGGUUGGGCCUAUGGAUUCUUCACUGCUCGGAAAAUGGACUCUAUGUGGAUCCUACGAGGAAAACAACGUAGAACACAGACGUUGCCAGAAUGCUGAAAUAAUUUGGAGAAGUUCUGCAAACCCUGACUCCAUGUGGCAGACGACAAUCCAUGCUAUAUUUAAUCACGUAGUCAACUUUGGCAGUACCAUGACUCCUGCUGUACGCGGCUCUGGCUCGGUAGUCUCCUGCCAUUUGGUGACUCCUAAUGACGAGGACUUGUUCGUUACCCGGGACAGGGAGUAUCCCGACGUCCAGUUGGCUCAGGACACGGAUUCUACCUGCAGUAUCGCUAUCGGGCCGUUAGUGGAAGCGCAUUUGGCAAAUUGGACCGUUUAUGGGACCUUUGAUUCCUCUUUGUGGGGAUACAAUGAAGUUCGUCAGCCUAUUAAUAUGGAGUUAUACGAUGAAAACAACCCAUACGAUCAAGCAUACAACGUAACAACAUUGAACCCCACCCAGCAUGUUGUCAACUUGGGCAGCACUAUCUUCUUGGAGGUGGCAGGCACUGGUGACGUGGACGUCUGCCAGUUCACCAUGCCAUCCGGACUGUCGUACUGGUCUUCAAGAUCCAUGCCGACUGGAGCAUACUUCGUUGAUCUCAACAGGGUAGCUUGCAGGCUAUCCGUUGGACCUAUAACAGACAAUAUGAUCGGAGACUGGGAACUUAUCGGGAAGUUCAGUAAUCGCGGUGUGCAUACAGAGAACAGACUUUCGUUUACUAUCAUACAAGAAGAUCCAAGCAACCCCAUAGAAGAAGAUAGAACAGUAGAAAACCUGAACGAACAAUUCAUUGACACCAGCAUUGGUGCAAGCCACCGAGUUACAAUAGCUUCAGAAAUCUUCACAACCUUCCAAAGCUGCCACAUUAGAACUCCAGAAGGUCUCCAGUACACUAUCAUGGAAGGCUUCCAUAUCCCUGGAGUUGAAGUGGUGACGUCAUCUAGUAUCAAUUGUGGCGUCACUAUUGAAGUGUCUGAGGAUCUGAUCGGGACUUGGACUCUCAUAUCCCGGGAAAUUAGAAGCUCCGUGGCCAUUGAAAAGCGCCUGCCAUUCAUUAUUUACGUGGAAGAGCCCGCGGAAGCCGUAAUUAAUGAAAUAACCAUCACAGAAGGCAAUUCCAUCCACGUCCGUUUGGCCAACCCCACUGAGCUCUACGACACUUGCAGGUUAAAGGACCCUAAUGAUGAAGAGCCUGCAUUGUUUAGUCUCGACGACGACCAUACGGAGGCCUGUGGGUUCGUGGUGCCCUCGGUGGAUGCCAGCCAUACUGGGACCUGGAACAUCGUUUAUGGGAAAACGAUCAUCUAUAAAGCCCCGGUGCUGGUGCAUGUUAAUGCUAGAGAAAACCCGGACACGUUACACUUGACCUUGGUGGAACACGCCUCCGUGAACAUGACAAUCGGACCUGAAGAAGCGGUCUACUGCAAAGUGACAAGCCCCGAGGGAGACGUGGUGUUCGAUGGCUUCGGGAGAUGUCGGGUGGCUUUGAACCGCGUGUUUAAGGACGAGCAUGAAGGCGACUGGACCAUGAUGGUGGGGAUGCCUGGACGGAUUGUGACGGAGACACACUCGUUGCUUGUGAGUGUAACGGCGGCAGAUGCAAAGCCGGAAGUCUCGUCCCACGUUUCGGUCAACAAACCAACAGUAGAGCUGACUUGUUCAGUGACAAGCUCGCAGCAGGUAACCGGCUGUCUGUUCCGUAAUCCGGCACUACAUGAAGUUCUCGUGGCCAAUCCAGGUGUUAGUGAAGGCCGCUACGUCUUCCACGUCAACCAGACCAGCAUCGAGUCCGAAUACUACUACAGCUGCAGUCUCCAGAUCACCGAGCCGGUGACUUCAGACCUGGGCCUGUGGCGGUGUGACCUGGAGUCUGUGGAGGAGAACUACUACGGCUUCCUCACCGUGCUCUGCCCGUGGGCCAUGCAGGAUCCUGUUGUCGCUGAGUCUGUUGUGGCAGAGCCCGUGCUGGUGGCGCAGGCUAAGUCACUGUCAGUUGAGGAGCAAGAGCCGGCUAGUCUGGCGUGCUCGGCGCGGGCGCCGCUCCGAUACUGCUACUUCAGGGCCCCCAAUGGAACCGUCUUUAAUCUCGGACCUGGCAUGUCAUCACCAACCAUGGAGUAUGUAGGCGCUGGCUUAGACGCCGGCGAGUGCGGCGUGCGGUUCCAGAGUCUGCUGCACAGCGAUGCCGGCGAAUGGUCGUGCCACGCCAGCAUCAACGGACAGGAGCAGAGCCAAAGCAUUUACGUCGUGGUGAACGAAGAAAUGAGUGUAUCGAGCAAGAUCGACUAUGACAGUUGGGUGGUGAUCGAAGGCCAAGUCGCUUGGAACCGGGAACUAGAGUAUUGCCGCUUCGUCCGCUUUGAUGGGUUUGGUUUCUCAUCAAUCGACAAUGUACAAUCCCCCUCUUACCUGGACGAGAGCAGUUCCUCAACAGGCAUCUGCAGGAUACGCGUGGCUUUAACUCGUGAAAACCUGCAGCCGUGGACCGUGGUCGCCAAGCUAGAGGGCAGAGACGGAGAGAUCUCUCGCGUGGCGGUCCUCAACUGGCCUGAACCUACUCCUCCGAGAUACUGUAAGCAUGAAUUAAAACUAGAACAGAUCUUCAACAGGUUCGUGCAGGAUCAAAUUACAUACCGAUUACUUUCGGAAACGCUAAGCUGAAGAGUUUGUGGCGAA
Molecule: messenger RNA, 3623 nt
Organism: Cydia fagiglandana
Lineage: Eukaryota; Metazoa; Arthropoda; Insecta; Lepidoptera; Tortricidae
Exons: 14
Coding region: 168-3608 (1146 amino acids)
Source: RefSeq, a predicted model, not a curated record